AUGUUCAAGUUUGGGGUAAGCAUCAACGACAUCAAGAGUGGCGACAAGAUUAUAGCUGUAAUGGGUCCCACUGGCGCAGGCAAAAGCACGUUCAUCGACACCGCCGUGCGACAGAACGGACGGCGUGUUGGACACGAUUUGAAAUCAUAUACCGCAGACAUAGAGACAGUAAGGUACAAUGACGGGAAGGAGGACAUUGUUUUCGUCGACACACCAGGUUUCGACGACACGACGAGGUCCGAUACCGAUAUCUUGAAACUGAUUGCCAGCUGGCUGGAAAAGACGUACAAAAAGCGCAUUCUCCUCACAGGCAUCAUCUACGUCCAUCGAAUAACGGACAACCGAAUGUCUGGAGCUCCUCUGAAAAAUCUUCAUCUGUUCGGCAGUCUUUGUGGCGAGGCCGCAAGCCCAAACGUCAUUCUCAUAACGACAAUGUGGUCAGACAAGGUACCCGCAGACGUCGGUGAACGAAGGGAAAAAGAGCUCGUCGAAAAGUUCUGGAAACCGAUGCUCGAUCUAGGGUCUGACCACAUGCGAUUCAUGGGUUCAUACGAAUCCGCUUGGAACAUCAUCCGUGCUGUCAUCGCAAGGGCCGAGGCACGGCCCGUUCUCCUACAACAUGAACUCGUCGAUCUCCACAAAGUCCUCAGGGAGACAGAAGCGGGAAAGACGCUCUAUGGUGAACUACUGCGCCUCCUCGAGGAACAAAAACGUAUCGCCCAGCAACUGCGGGAGGAGGUUUCGAAGCAGAAUCAUACGAACCCUGCACUGAAAGCGGAGCUCGACAACCAAUUCAAGCAGAUUGAAGGGCUUCUGAAUGCGACCGUGAAGCAGAUACAGGAGAUGAAGAUCCCUUUCGCCAGCCGAAUCAAGUCAUUUUUUUCUUGGAAGAAGGCGGCAAUCGCGUUGGGUUCAUGGCUUCACGCAGAGUUCCCGAUUGGACCUCGAGGCUCUCGCGAGGCUAUGAAACAAUAUCGAGGUGUCUUGCUCAAGGCUACAUUGUGGCUAGACGUCAUGGGACCGACGGGCGUUGGGAAGAGCACCGAGUCACAGUUCAUCAAAUAUGCCGCUGGGGAGAAGAACGCCGUCGUCGUCGGCCACAAUCUCGAGUCAUGCACCUCCGAGGUUCAACCUAUCAAAGUAAAACGCCGAGAAGGUGGAAAUCCCGUCAUACUGGUCGAUACUCCGGGUUUUGACGAUACAAAAUUGCCUGACACCGAAAUAUUGAGAAGAAUUGCCGUAUGGCUUCAGCAAACCUACCAAGAUAAGGUCAGGUUAGCGGGGAUCAUCUACAUGCAUAGGAUAUCGGAUAAUCGCAUGGCCGGCGCACCUCUGAAAAACCUCGCGAUGUUCAGUCAACUGUGUGGUACCGCUGCCGCCGAAGGUGUAGUGCUUUCCACAACAAUGUGGGGUUCAAUCAAGGACGGCACUGGUGAGCCUCGAGAGGAAGAGCUGAAGGCAAAAUUCUGGAAGGGGAUGCUUGAUUGCGGUGCGAAGGUAUCACGUUUCGAACUCACCCAGGAAUCGGCCUGGGAGACCAUCGACGAGGUGCGGAAGUCGGCAAAUAAAGCAGCGUUAUUGCUUCAAGAAGAGAUGGUAGAGCUAGAGAGAAGGCUCAGCGAAACACAAGCGGGAAAAACUUUAUACAACGAUCUGCUGAAGCGACUCGACGAGCAGCGGAAGAUACUGCGGGACCUCCUGAUUGAAGCGCAACGCGACCAUUCGGCCAACCCACAACUAGCAAGGGAUUUGCAGCUCCAACACGAUGCGACGAGGAAGCAGAUUGAUGAUAUAUUUAGCCAAGUACGGGAGUUGAAAAUUCCGUUGACCAGGCGUAUCGCGCAGCUGUUCAAUUUCCGGAAAGCCCGUGCGGCUCCAGUGAAGACAAAGCAGUGA
Molecule: messenger RNA, 1896 nt
Organism: Pleurotus ostreatus (oyster mushroom)
Lineage: Eukaryota; Fungi; Basidiomycota; Agaricomycetes; Agaricales; Pleurotaceae
Exons: 10
Coding region: 1-1896 (631 amino acids)
Biological process (GO): tRNA wobble uridine modification; tRNA methylation
Cellular component (GO): cytoplasm
Molecular function (GO): GTP binding
Source: RefSeq, a predicted model, not a curated record